CGUGAAACGUUACACGUAUCGAAAGUCGUGUGUUAACAGAGUAGGAGCAAAUAUAAAAGAGGGCCAAAAAAGGAAAAUUAUAAGUAGCGAAUAUUUCAAAGCGGCCAAAGAAACAAAAGUGAAUACACAAAUGGACAAAAAGAUUGAGAAAAUGAACGAAACUAAAGAGCCGAGCAACAAAAUGCCGAAGAUGAGUAGAGAGAGAACAGAAGAUAAAAAAUACGAAAAAGAUGAGGAUGACGAAGUGUUUAUUCCUGAAUUGUGUUGUCAUUUUGUAUUAAUACCAAACAAUACAGAAUCAAAGGAAAGCAAAGAAAAAAGCAAAGAAAAAAGAGAAAAAAUAAAAGAGGUCGAAGGAACCGAGGAAGUCAAUAAAGCUACUGAAAAUAAAAAGUACGAGGGAGAUAAAGAGGAUAAAGAUGAUAAGCAGGACGAAGCUUCUACAUCGGUCUCUUAUUCGGUAACUCCAUCUGCGAAAUUCAACUGGAGGGAAUUCUUAAAUGAUUACAAUACACCUGACUUGCCUCCUUGGGAAACAAUUUUAAAAGAUGUAAGAUUGAAAAAGCUCAUAAAAAGGCUGACAGGAAGUGGAUCAGAUGAAGAUGAUGAGGAAGAUGAAAUGGAGGUGGACAAGAAACAGUUCCAAGAUUAUAUUUCUGAAUUGUACUCAAUCUUCAAGAUAAAAAAAGAUGUAGAAUCGAACGACGAAAAUAAAGAAGGCAAAACCGGAGAAGAUACGGAAACCGAAAAAAUAGAAAGUAUUUUUGGAGAUUAUGAAAUGGAACCAUCGGUUGAAAAUGAUAACUGGAUAAGAGCACUAACAAUUCUACAUGAAAUGCAUCAAAUUGCAUUUGAGAAGGAAUAUAAGGACGAAUAUAAGGAAUAUAAAGACACAUAUGAAAAACAAUAUUUUGAUUGCCUUGCAUUUAUGAGGAAAUAUGAGGACGAAUAUCGCGCCCGAAAAAAGAGAGAAUCGAACCAAGAAAAUAAAAAAGACAAAAUUGGAGAAAAUGUAGAAGAAACCAGCGAAACCAUAAAGACAAGUGAAUAUACAGACAUCGUCAAAAAAAUAGAACAAAUGAGUGAAAAACAAGUGAAAUACAACAAAAAAAUGGAAGAAAUCAUUGAACAACAAAACAAAAAAAUGGAAGAAAUCACUGAACAACAAAACAAAAAAAUGGAAGAAAUCAAUGAACAACAAAACAAAAAAAUGGAAGAAAUCAAUGAACAAAACAAAAAAAUGGAAGAAAUCAAUGAACAACAAAACAAAAAAAUAGAAGAAAUAAAUGAAAAAUUGGCCAAAUUAAUGUCAAUUUUAGAGAAUCCGAGCAAACAAGAAACGGCAACAAACAAAUACGAUAAAGAGUUCAAAGCCGGGGAAAUUACAGCAGGCAAAGAGGAGAAAGAAAAUAUAGAAGCAGCCAAAGAAAUAGAAAGUAUGAAUGAAAAUACCGAAAUCGACAAAAAGAUAAAGAAAGUGAAUGAAAAUAUAAAAGCAGGCAAAAAAACAAAGGAGGUAAUUAAAGACACAGAAGAUAGAAAGGACAAAGAAUCUGAGACAUGCCCAGAUAAAAUUUAUAAUUUUCUGGAUUCCUACUUCAACUCAUUGAAAAUCGAUCUAGAAGGGGCCGCAGAAAUUAUAGGAUGCCAACCCGAAGAAAUUAUAAUACCGGGUAAAAAAAAAGAGACGAUGAAAAAAAAUAUAGAAACGGCCAAAGAAAUAGAAAGUAUGAAUGAAAAUACCGAAAUCGAAAAAAAGAUAAAGAAAAUAAAUGAAAAUAUAAAACCAAUCAAAAAAAGAAAGGAGGUAAUUAAAUACACAGAAGAUAGAAAGGACAAAGAAUCUGAAACAUACCCAGAUAAAAUUCAUAAUUUUCUGGAUUCCUACUUCAAAUCAAUGGAAGACCUAGAAGAUCUAGAAGGGGCCGCAGAAAUUACAGGAUGCCAAUCCGAAGAAAUUAUAAUAGCAGGUAAAAAAACAGAGACGAUGAAAAAAAAUAUAGAAGCGCCCAAAGAAAUAGAAAAUAAGAGUAAAAAUAUUGAAUUAGAAGCGAAAAUGAAUGAAAUUACAGAAACGUGCAAAACAAUAUUGGAGAAGAUUACAGACACAAAAGAUAAAAAAGUCAAUAAAGCGGAUAAAAGAAUAGAAGAAAUCAAUAGAGAAAUUAAUACAGAAGCGAUAAAAAAACUAUGUUUCUUAGAGAAUUUGAGAAAAUCUAUAGAAACAACGUACAAAGAAGAUAAAAGCUUCGAAGAUUACUAUUCUAAGCUUUCCGCUUUCCUCGAGUCUGAACGAGAAAAUAUAGAAAAAGGUUUAACGACUGGAAAAAUGAGUGUAAAUACAAACGAAGCGUCAAUAAUAGAAAAGGAUACAAAUGCACAAUUGAGCACAAUAAAGAACAUGAUUGAUGAGAUCAUGAAAAAAAAUAAGACUGUUUAAGGAAAUGCAGAAGCCCGCAAGAUUUAAUAGUAGUAUAUGACAAGCAAUAAAAUCGCAACCAAAAUACGGUAUACAUCUACAAUGGUGCCACCCUGAACACUUUGCCUAAAGUUUGAUGAGUUAGCUCUUUAUUUAUACACGAUGUGUAAAAUCGAUUUACAUCGCUUAUAAUAGAGAA
Messenger RNA from Camponotus floridanus (Florida carpenter ant), 2618 nucleotides. RefSeq names its product DNA ligase 1-like. The coding region runs from base 131 to 2440 and encodes 769 amino acids. NCBI's taxonomy places the organism in Eukaryota, Metazoa, Arthropoda, Insecta, Hymenoptera, Formicidae. The transcript is spliced from 18 exons. The record is from RefSeq and is a predicted model, not a curated record.